Thalassophryne amazonica is the source of this 2739-nucleotide messenger RNA. RefSeq names its product ribosomal protein S6 kinase-like 1 (gene rps6kl1). The record is from RefSeq and is a predicted model, not a curated record. Gene Ontology annotation, biological process: protein phosphorylation. Gene Ontology annotation, molecular function: ATP binding; protein kinase activity. The transcript has 11 exons. Bases 250 to 2589 code for a protein of 779 amino acids. Lineage: Eukaryota; Metazoa; Chordata; Actinopteri; Batrachoidiformes; Batrachoididae.
CAUUCAUCGGAAAUAGUCGGCGCUCGCCUGUACUCACUUCCCUCCCAGCUACUCUGGAGCUUAACCCUUUCUUUCCUCUGCUUCAGGCCCAUUGCCUUCUGCUGCAAGAACCUGAGGAGAAGAACCGAACACUUUGGAGGCACCACGGUCCCGCUGAGCGAGGUGUGACUGCACGGACAUGAAUCCUGCCAAUAAGAGCACGGAGCAAAGGCCCAUCUGGCCCAUUCAAGGAUCCCCAAAAAGGCAGUGAUGGCAAAGCGAGACUACCUGGUGGAGGCAGCCAAGCAGAUCCACAUGGCGCUGGACAGCGAGGUCAACGAGGACUACGAGGCAGCGUUCAGUUACUACAAGAACGGCGUGGAUUUACUGCUGAACGGGGUCCAGCUGGACCUGAACAAGGAUCGACGGGAAGCCGUGAAGAGGAAAACAACGCAGUACCUGAAGAGGGCUGAAGAAAUCUUCAUUACACAUCUCCAUGACAACCUGGAAAAAGGAAACUCUCAGUUAGGGGGUUACAGCAGUCUGAGGUUUCGUCCUAUCAGACACUUGAGUUCUCCUGUGGAGGAUCUGGAGAUGUGUAAGGUCGUGGGGGUGAGCGAUAAGGUGCUGAUUGUCCAAAGUCUGGUGAAUAAAGAGACCUUCGUGGUAAAGAGUCUGGUCAAGUCGAGCUGGGAGAGCAGAGACCAACCUACCAUCAUUCCACAGGGGGUCCCGUACAUGGUGAAACUGCUAAGGUAUUACGUCAGCGAACACGCCGUGUACCUACAUCUUGAACACGUGAAAGGCGGAAGGCUCUUCUCCAAGCUGCACAAGCUGAGGAAUGAAAAAGCCAAGGAACACCCAGAGUGCUUCAGUUGUGGUCAACCCAGCAUCAAAUUGAAGACCAGCUACACCUCGCCUACAAUAAGCACAGACUACCAGCAUCAGGUCAGCGGCAGCACAAGAUACAACCCACCCUCAGAGAGACUAAACGACGAGAGCCCAGACACCGACUUCCCAACGUCUUGGCACGAGACUCAGCAGCGUUUGGAGAGCUGCGGGACUCACUCCUACAUCGAGGAGACAGGCUGUCUACAGAGCACAUGCUCUGCGGUGUCAUUUUACAGCAGGCUCGAUCGUCUGACUCUGCUUUCAAGUCCGACAAAGACACAAGUCAGCGCUCGCAUUCACCCACCAGCUCCGAGCUUGUGUUUGCAUUCCAGCCAAACUCAGGAAAAGCCUGUUCUUCCUCUUUCAUGCACUCGUGUCAAUCACGCUCUUGAUGUCAUGUCAGAGCUCCACAAGAAGAAAGCCGUAAUGGGACUGACGGAGUGCAGCUCUCACUUUGAAGUUGCGUGGAAAGCCGUAGAUCCGGCGCACGACUGUGUGAAAAUAAACCCCUAUGCAGUGACAGACAGCUCGCCAGCACAAAUGCCACCUCAUACAAACCAGACCUCAGUUCUAAAGGUGGGAAAUAACAGUUUGAAUACCUCUCCCGCCACUUUGCAUCUUCCUGUCCAUUGCCAAAGCCAGAUCCAUGGCAGGGUAUCGUGGAAUUACAAUGGAUCUCACCAAGAAUCUCUUUUAAGUGGGAACCCUGCAGAUUUGAUUACAGUCCAACAACCCACAGGUGGAAUGGGCAGCAACAGUUCAACCACACAGGAAAGAAAGGAAAUGGUCAUCACCAGGAGCACAGACCAAACAGUGUUUCCUGACCAAACAGACAGAGGAUCUCUUUUAGAAAAUCCCCGUUCCCCUUUUACUUCUCUUUGUCAAACCACUACAGGAAAACAGGAGCUACUUUCAGGUGUCUCCAUGAAACAUAAAGGGGAAUCUCUCUGUAGAGAUGGAGGACAGUUGGUGAAGGAGGCCUGGAAACCCCCGAGUCCUGGACAGAAAGACGUGCCUGAAAAAGAAGGUUCACAAUUUGACCUUGAUGAAAUGGCAAACCAAAAGACGAGAGAGAGCAGGGACGCCUUCCUGAAUUCCGAGGGAUCAGAGGGUCAGUGUGCAGACCAGAUCAUCGAGGUGGACGGCUGGUGCCACCUGCCUCAAUUGCCUAGAAAGCCCUCCGAUACCAAAGAGAAGGUGAUGCAGACUUGCUGGGGGCUUCCUGAGGCAGACGUGCGUGUCUGGGGUGCGCAGAUCCUCCUGGCUCUUGAGAGCCUGCACCAACACGGCAUCAUGUGUCGGGAUCUGAACCCAAGAAAUGUACUCCUCACCAGCAACGGAAAGGUGUGCUUGACAUUUUUCGGCCAGUGGAGUGAGGUUCAGUCAGAGAUUAACUCCAAAGCCAUGGAACAAAUGUACUGUGCUCCAGAAGUCGGCGGGGUGUCAAAAAUUACAGAAGCUUGUGAUUGGUGGAGUCUCGGAGCUCUGCUGUUUGAACUUCUGACAGGAAUGCCUCUGUGGCAGCUCCAUCCAGCAGGAAUCCACUCCCACACCCAGCUCCUCAUCCCCGACCACCUGAGCACCGCCGCUGCAUCCCUGCUCAUAGAGCUGCUUCAAUUUGAUGCCGGCUACCGUCUCGGCUCUGGAGGUGGAGGCGUGAGCGACAUCAAGUGUCACCCCUUCUUCAGUGCCAUGUCCUGGAAAGCUCUGAGCUCCUAGAGGGUCCACUCGGUGAUACCUCUCGUCCUGACAUCCAGCGUCUUCAUGUGGCCAACCUGCUGCAGCACUUUGUGCUCCUCAAAGAAAAACCACAUCAAUAACUGAAAGAAAAGGUGAUAUUAGAUUUUCAGUUUUUGUGAGACACCCUCA